UUGUCCGACGAAGACGAUGAUCUUUGCCCUGUAGAAUGUGUGAGGGAGUUCAAGACGGAUGAAGAGUUCAUCAGAAUUCUAGACAGGGCAAAGGAAAGUGGAGCGCUGGUGGUUGUGGACUUUUAUCGAACAUCUUGUGGGAGUUGCAAGUACAUAGAACAAGGGUUUGCGAAAUUGUGCAGGGGAUCUGGAGAUCAAGAGGCUCCGGUUAUCUUCUUGAAGCACAAUGUCGUUGAUGAAUAUGAUGAACAAUCUGAGGUUGCUGAACGACUGAGGAUCAAGGUAAGUUUCUUUUCUCCUUCUUAAUUAAAUUAUCUGAAUGAACUCGUUGCUUCUGAAAAUUUAGAGACUUAAACCAUUUCUUAAUCCCUUUUUCUAAUCUUCAACAAAUAUCAAGAAUGAUUACCCAUCCUCAUCGAUGAAAAGGGUAUAUGAUCUGAUCAUCCUGUAGGUAAC
Molecule: messenger RNA, 456 nt
Organism: Cucurbita pepo subsp. pepo (vegetable marrow)
Lineage: Eukaryota; Viridiplantae; Streptophyta; Magnoliopsida; Cucurbitales; Cucurbitaceae
Source: RefSeq, a predicted model, not a curated record